UGGGGAGUCUGCUGAGGAAAGAGAAUAAGAAGCACACGGCGGAGACCAGAGAUUAUAGGUUAUUCCAUGAGGAACUGGUUCCUUCUUUAAUUCUUCUGAAGUUACAUGUGGCCCAAGAAUGACAUCAACACGACGCCCUGUCAACAAUCAGCAAGGAAGUCAGGAAAUCGAAAGUGUGAAGGAAUCCAUCAAUGACAUAAUAAAUCAACUACAGGAUAUUGAUCCUUCACGUCUCUCAUUCUCUCCAUUCCUCGACUUGGAUACCCAGAUUUCUUUGGCUCCUGUGUCUGACAGCCCAGAGUCUUCUGUGGAAGAGCUCCAUUCUCCCACUCAUUCCAUACCUGGCUCUCAAUUGUGUCUCCAAACUCAGGCUGCCGAGGACCAUAAUGGACCAACUUGCUUCAAUGAACACCAGAAACCAUAUAAUCACCUAGAGGAAACCUCAGACGAUCCUAUCACCAUGAACCUAGUCCCUACAUACCCUGCUGAAAGCACUCCUGAAAGGUUCCACAUCCAAUCACCUCCUCAUGGACCAAACGGUCUACCUAGUGGGGGAGAUGAACAGUGGAGUCCAUCAGGAUCGAAUCAGCUAGAGUCAACGAUAGGAGAAAGCCAUCCCCUCAUCCGAGCACCACCAGAAACCAUUGAACUGGGCCUUUGGACUGCACCUGACCAGGAUCACUGUGACGGGGGGUUGGCUCUUUCGGAGCACAAGAGUGGCUGCUGCUGCUGCAGCGGAUGCUGCAAAAGUGGACGGGUUCCAGCUCUCUGCUCAACUGUUGCCUGCCUUCUGUGCCUGCCAGGGAUUCUGUACGCGCUAUAUUUAUACGCCCCUGUAGAAGCACCUCUGUGCCCUGACACAACCAGCCGUCUGGUCUUCACUCUCAGCUGCUGUGCAGUUGCUGCUGUUCCUAUCUUGAUUGCGAUGCUGACCGCCGGGGUAUGCCGGUUCUGCUCUGGUUCCUUGAGGCCUGUGGUGGAACAGCCCAGUUCUGCGGCUCUCGUGCAGGUCUUCGUGGUGGGCUCUGUGGUACAGCUGUUCCUCUACAUCCUCAACCUGCUCAUCCUGGCCACCUUUUUGCCUCAGAACCAGCUGAGGGUGAUUCCAAUCCUAGCAGGAGUCUUCAUCGGAGGAAGGAUCAUCUACUGGCUGUUACUUCACACCUGCAGCUCCUGGAGAGCAUUUGGAUCAGGACUCACCGUCUUCCCUCUCCUCGCCGUGUUGGCUUUCAACAUCUAUUGUCUGUUUGACCUCGGCUCAAGGGACCUUUUCUUUGGGUCACAGGAUGUGUAUGCUAACGAUACAAGUCCCUCAGCCUGGCCCCAAAACAUCUCCAUGAGUCUUGGUGACACAUAAGACACUACAGGACUCCCGGAGAGAGCGGGGAGCUCUCAGAGCGUAUGGGGGAUGCUGCUGAACUCUGCUCCGUGAUGGGGGGAAAAAGCUUGCUCCAAAUAUAUCCCAUUCCUGUGGUUCACGAUUCGGGUUAGCUUCAAGCUGCGCCAGUAAAAGCGAGCUCCAAGCCAGUAAAUCCUUAAAUUGUGUUUCGCUGCUCUUGUGCAGGACUGUUAAUUUCAGUGUAUGUUUAUUGUGGAUGCCUAUGUAGCCAGUGCAGCUAGGAACAUUUCUCUCAGUGUUUGUGGAAGGAGUGCUUUGAAGGAUAUUCUGAUGGUUUCUUUGCGUGUCUUAUGUGUUUUAUGCCCUUGCCUAUUUUUAAUACCCUUUGACUUGCUGUACUGCAAUUGAAUGAAUAUGUUCCCUAACCCUCUAAAUUUACACGCAAAAGACUUAAUUUAACAAAAAAUGAAAAUAAACACGUACAAACUAUUGUUUAAAAACCUUGUUGCAG
Molecule: messenger RNA, 1850 nt
Organism: Sardina pilchardus (European sardine)
Lineage: Eukaryota; Metazoa; Chordata; Actinopteri; Clupeiformes; Clupeidae
Exons: 5
Coding region: 119-1357 (412 amino acids)
Biological process (GO): regulated exocytosis
Cellular component (GO): lysosomal membrane; trans-Golgi network membrane
Source: RefSeq, a predicted model, not a curated record